This is a messenger RNA of Cajanus cajan (pigeon pea), 1961 nucleotides long. RefSeq names its product carbon catabolite repressor protein 4 homolog 3. Gene Ontology annotation, molecular function: 3'-5'-RNA exonuclease activity. Lineage: Eukaryota; Viridiplantae; Streptophyta; Magnoliopsida; Fabales; Fabaceae. The record is from RefSeq and is a predicted model, not a curated record.
AUUGUCCUUGUAGUUCCUUUAAAUGAUCUAUGUAAAAAAUGAAUAUAUGGAAAAACUACAACGACAUAAAAAAAAAUUCAAAAAGAUUUUAUUUAAAAAAAUUGCAGUCACAAAAAAACAAAACGUGUAAUUAUAGAUACCAAACACAUUGUGGAUGAAGAGACGGUUAGGAGUAGAGGGAAAAAAGGACAAAGACAUAAGGGAUGAGAUAACGAAUUGUGGCGCUAAACUUGGCGUUUGGCUGUUGAUUAAAAGUAACGGUUAGGAAGCAACAGAAAGGGGAGAGUAAUGGCCUGCAACAGUUGCUCUUCUUCGUCCUGGCUCAUACUCUCAUCCACCCACGCCAAACGCCUUCCCAUUGCUUCGCAAAUUCAAUGGCAUUCAGAUUCCUAUACCCGCAAAAACCUCCACCACCCUCCCCAAAUCAAUCGCCAUUGGGUUCAAGCUUCUGAUCAAACGCUCGCGUCUCCAGAAAGAUUCAGCGUGGCGUCAUACAACAUACUGGGGGAUAGAAAUGCUUCUCAACACUCUGAUUUGUAUGUGAACGUUCCUUCUCGUUACAUCAACUGGGACCGUCGCAAGAGGGUUAUUUGCGAUGAACUCUUUGGAUGGGACCCUGAUAUUAUCUGCUUACAAGAGGUAGACAAGUAUUUUGAACUCUCAAACAUUAUGGUUAAAGCAGGAUAUGCAGGAUCUUAUAAGAGACGCACUGGAGAUACAGUUGACGGUUGUGCAAUGUUUUGGAAAACUGAUAAGUUCCGGUUACUAGAAGGAGAGAGCAUUCAAUUUAAGGACAUUGGCCUUCGUGAUAAUGUUGCUCAACUUUCAGUUUUUGAGAUGUGUGAAUCUGACUCAAGAAGAUUGUUAGUUGGUAACAUCCACGUACUUUACAACCCAAGCAGGGGAGAAGUUAAAAUAGGUCAAAUUCGUUUUCUCUCGUCAAGAGCACAGUACCUCUCAGAGAAAUGGGGUAAUACCCCUGUUGUGCUAGCUGGUGAUUUUAAUAGUACUCCUCAGAGUGGAAUAUACAAGUUCUUGUCAUCGUCUAAGCUUAAUAUCAUGCUGUAUGACAGAAAGGAAUUAUCUGGACAGAAACGCUGUCGUCCUGCCCAAGUUUUAGGCGAGAAUAAAGAAACAGUUGGUCCAAUCGUCACACUAGAUGGAUUGUUUAAGUGCUGGACAGAUGAAGAGGUAAAAAUAGCAACCGGAGAUUCUGAGCGUUAUUUGGCUGUGCAUCCAUUGAAGCUGAAUAGUUCGUAUGCCACAAUUAAUAACAGUAAAAUUACAAAAGCUUUUCAGGGUUCAACUAGUACACGGGGAUUCAAUGGUGAACCCUUGGCAACUUCCUAUCACUCAAAGUUUCUUGGCACUGUAGAUUACUUAUGGUACUCGGACGGUAUUGUACCUACAAGAGUUCUUGAUACCGUUCCAAUAAGUGAUCUCGUAAGGGCAGGUGGCCUCCCAUGCAAGGUAUUCCUGCUUUGUGUGAUAGAUCUUAUCACUUCUCUGGGAUCAUUUAGUCCAACUAGAUGUCUACGAAAGUGGGGAGCGACCAUUUGGCCUUGGUUUCUGAAUUUUCUUUCUCAAUUAGCAACAAUGAACCUACAGACACAGUGGCAGCAGCAGCAGCAUCUCCUAUAGUAGAUAUCGAAGAGCCUAACAAUCAACAGUCAUAGAAAACAUCUCAGCGUUUGUGUUUGGAAACAGAUUUUUGUUUUCCUCGUUUACUUAUACUAGUUUGAAUGAUUUACUUAGCGUAGCUCAAAUUUGUUGAAAUAGGUUGUAAUUUAGAUUAAGGUUGAAGUUCCAGUUGCUGUUUUUUUUUUUGAGAGGUCCAGUUGCUGUUAGUAUUUCUCAAUGUAAUGUACCAUAAGAAGUACAAAAAUUGAAUUAUUGCAUUAUUGGUCACUGCGUGUUCCUUCGGCCUGUGUUUUAGUAAUAAAAUUCAUCUUAAUUCUCUA